AUGCUGUCUGAUUGAGCCCUUUUAGCGCCACGCUGCUUGGAUUCUUCUCUUCGGAUUCCCUAACUAUGCCGAUUGCUUUUCGAUCCAACGGGGGCGUUUCGAUCUCAGGAUCCGACUUCACCCACGGUGUGCCCUGUACUUCGAUUCGCGAUCGGAGCUUCUCCCCUGAGCGUGACGAGGAUUCUGAUUCCAGCAGCUCAUCUUCGAUUGGUAGGAACAGUGAUUCGUCCGAAGAUUCUUCCGACCGUGAAGACUCCGGCGAGGCUGAGGCGCAGAGCUUGUUUAAGGGACCUCUGGAAACCGUAAAUACUUUAGAGGAGGGUUUGCCUGGGAAGAAAGGCAUUUCCAAGUUUUACAGCGGCAAGUCCAAGUCCUACUCAAGCUUGUCAGAUGCCACAUCCGUUGCUUCUAUCCAAGACAUAGUAAAGCCGGAGGACCCUUAUGCCAAGAAACGCAAGAAUUUAUUAGCUCAUAGCAUGUUUAUGAACAGGAGCCGCAGUUAUGCAUCUAAUCUUGGAGGAAUGCCGAAGCGAUCAGCUAACCUUGGUCGAGGAGCAUCUUGCAUUGCUUUGAGUAGCUCCAGUAGCAGUAGUAAUAGUGAGGAGGGGACAUCAUCAUCAAUAUCGCCUCCUUCCUGUCUUCCGCCUUUGCAUCCAAAGGCAAAAAAGUUACCGGAAAAUCCGUCAAAACCUUGUCCUCCCAAACCUUCUAAAACUUCUCCUUGGCGAUCUUACUCCUGGUCUGAUCUGCAGUCUGUUGCUUCUGAGGCUCAUGAUUUAUCUGGUUUGGCAAUUUGUAGCGGAGACAAAGACAACAAGAUACAUUGAAAUUUUGACCAGUUUUAAUUGUAUCAGUUUAUAACUGGGGGGUUUUCCAAGUUCAGUCACGUUUCUGUUAUGUAGUAUGUAUUAUCCGAGCGACUCCUUCUGUCUGAGUUGUAGAGGCUUGUAUGUAUACUAAGGAUUAACAUGUUAUGAAAUAUAUGAGCUUUUUCUUCCUUCCGCU
Molecule: messenger RNA, 1005 nt
Organism: Neltuma alba
Lineage: Eukaryota; Viridiplantae; Streptophyta; Magnoliopsida; Fabales; Fabaceae
Product: suppressor protein SRP40
Exons: 2
Coding region: 66-827 (253 amino acids)
Source: RefSeq, a predicted model, not a curated record